Molecule: messenger RNA, 7789 nt
Organism: Magallana angulata
Lineage: Eukaryota; Metazoa; Mollusca; Bivalvia; Ostreida; Ostreidae
Product: spectrin alpha chain-like
Exons: 52
Coding region: 161-7585 (2474 amino acids)
Biological process (GO): actin cytoskeleton organization
Cellular component (GO): plasma membrane; cortical actin cytoskeleton; cell projection
Molecular function (GO): actin filament binding; calcium ion binding
Source: RefSeq, a predicted model, not a curated record
AAAAGUCAUUACCAAAAGUUUUGGGCUAAAGAUAAUCAGCUGAACCCCAAAAUUAAUCAUACCGGAAGUGCUGUUGCAUUACUCUAUCAAAUUUCGCUUCAUUUGGGACGGUGAUAAUAUUUGCAGCUUCAGGGAGGAAAUUUUCUAAGACGAGGACAAGAUGACAGAGGUUCAGCCUCGAGAGAUUAAGAUCCUCGAGACUGCGGAGGACAUCCAGAAGAGGAGAGAGGAGGUCCUUGAUCGGUACUCCAACUUCAAGCAGACAUGUCAGGACAGGCGUCGUAAACUCGAGGACUCGAGGAGGUACCAGUACUUCAAGCGAGAUGCAGAUGAGUUGGAGAGCUGGAUCUAUGAAAAGCUGCAAACAGCAUCUGAUGAGAGCUACAAAGACCCUACCAAUCUACAGGCUAAGAUUCAGAAACACCAGGCCUUUGAGGCAGAGGUUGCUGCCCAUGCUAACGCCAUUGUGGUAUUGGACAACACUGGAACUGAAAUGAUCAACCAGGAGCACUUUGCUUCUGCCACCAUCAGGGAACGCCUGGAUGAGCUGCACCGCCUGUGGGAGCUAUUGCUGUCCAAGCUGAGAGAGAAGGGCCUGAAGCUGAAACAUGCCCUAAAACUUGUCCAGUUCAUGAGGGAGUGUGAUGAGGUGAUGUUCUGGAUCAAUGAUAAGGAGGCGUUUGUGACCUCCGAGGAGUUUGGUCAGGAUCUGGAACACGUGGAGGUCCUGCAGAAGAAGUUUGAUGAAUUCCAGAAGGAUUUACAAAAUCAUGAAGACAGAGUAACUGAAGUGAACACAUUGGCAGAACAGCUGAUUGAGGAUGAACAUCCAGAGGAGGCCACAAUAAGACAAAGACAAAGUGAAAUCAAUGAAGCUUGGGAGAGAUUGAAGAAUUUGUCUCUGCUGAGACAAGAGAGAUUGUUUGGAGCUCAUGAAAUCCAAAGAUUUAACAGGGAUGCUGAUGAAACUAUUGCCUGGAUCAUGGAGAAGGAUGCCAUCUUGUCCUCGGAUGAUUUUGGCAGAGAUUUGGCCAGCGUUCAGGCCUUGCAGCGUAAACAUGAAGGAGUUGAGAGAGAUCUAGCUGCAUUGGAGGAAAAGGUCCAUGCACUUAGCAAAGAGGCAGAGAGAUUGGAAGACAUUCACAAAGAACAAGCCCCACAGAUCAAUGCUAAGCAGACAGAGAUUGUAGAUAACUGGGAGAAGCUGAAGAACAAGGGCGCCGACAGGAAAGCUCGCCUGGACGACUCCUACUAUCUCCACCGUUUCUUGGCCGACUUCCGUGACCUAGUGUCUUGGGUGCAGGACAUGAAGAACAUCAUCUCCGCUGAUGACCUGGCCAAGGAUGUAGCCGGAGCUGAAGCUCUGGUAGACAGGCACAAUGAACAUAAGGGCGAGAUUGAUGCCAGAGAAGACAGCUUUAAAGCCACUGACCAAGCUGGACAGAGGCUAGUUAACGCUAACCAUUAUGCUGCUGAUGAGGUCAGAGAAAAGCUGGUAACCCUGUCCAAGGAAAGGUCCAGCCUGAUUGAGUUGUGGGAGGAGAGGAAAAUUCUGUAUGAGCAGUGUAUGGACUUACAGCUCUUCUACAGAGAUAUGGAACAUGCUGAUGCUUGGAUGACCAAACAAGAGGCUUUCUUGGCAAAUACAGAUCUUGGAGACUCUUUGGAUGGUGUUGAAGCACUGAUCAAGAAACAUGAAGACUUUGAGAAAUCUUUAGCAGCUCAAGAGGAGAAGAUCAAGAUGUUGGAUGACUUUGCCACAAAGCUAAUAGAGAGUGAACACUAUGCCUACGAUGAUGUUGCUGUCAAGAGAGACCAACUGCUGGAGAGAAGGAAUGUCCUGUAUGAAGCCUCGGCCAAUCGCAGACAGCUUCUGGAGGAGUCCUACAAGUACCAGACUUUCGAGAGAGACUGUGACGAGACCAAGAGCUGGAUCAAUGAAAAGCUCAAGACUGCUUCUGAUGAAAGUUAUCUGGACCCUACCAAUCUUCAGACUAAAGUCCAGAAACACCAGAAUUUUGAGGCUGAGCUUGAUGCCAAUAAGAAUCGUAUAGAGACCAUCCAGCAGACUGGAGAGCAACUCAUAGAGGAGAAACAUUAUGCAUCAGAAACCAUCAGAGAAAGAGUAGAAGAAAUUGUCAAGCUGUGGAAUACCCUUCUGACUCAGACAGAUAGAAAAGGAAACAAAUUGAAGGAAGCCAGUCAACAACAGCAGUUCAACCGUAACAUUGAGGACAUCGAGGUGUGGCUGGGUGAGAUUGAGGGCCAGCUCAUGUCAGAGGAUUACGGAAAGCCACUACAUCGACAUGACCUGACCAGUGUACAAAAUCUGCAGAAGAAACAUGCCCUGUUGGAGGCAGAUGUUGCCGCCCAUCAGGACCGCAUAGAAAGUAUUGGCAUCCAGGCAGACCAGUUUGUCAACUCUGGCCAUUUUGAUGCCGACAACAUUAAAACCAAACAAGAACAAGUUGUCCAAAGAUAUGAUGCUUUACUGGAUCCAAUGGAGGCCCGUAAGCAGAAGCUGGCAGAUGCCCUGAAGCUCCAACAGUUCCUGAGGGAUGUAGAAGAUGAGGAAGACUGGAUCAGGGAGAAAGAACCCAUCGCCUCCUCUACCAACAGAGGUCGAGAUCUUAUUGGCGUUCAAAACUUGAUGAAGAAGCACCAAGCUUUGCAGGCAGAAAUUGCUGGACAUGAAUCUCGAAUCAAAAAUGUCUGUACCCAUGGCAACAAAAUGACUGACGAUGGACAUUUUGCCAGUGAAGAGAUCCAACAGAAGAUUGAAGAGCUCCAAGAUAGAUGGAAGCAACUUAAGGACAAAGCUAUGCAGAGAAAGCAGGACUUGGAGGACUCUCUCCAGGCCCAGCAGUACUUUGCUGAUGCCAAUGAGGCAGAAUCAUGGAUGAAGGAGAAGGAACCAAUAGCUGCUAACACUGACUAUGGAAAGGACGAGGACUCCGCUGAGGCCCUGCUUAAGAAGCAUGAUGCAUUUAUGUCUGAUUUGGAGGCAUAUGGAACUGUCAUUGAAGGAUUGCAGGAACAAGCUCAGGCAUGCAAGCAACAAGAGGCCCCAGUUGUAGAUGACCUUGGGACAGAGAAGGUCAUGGCCCUAUAUGACUACAGUGAGAAAUCACCCAGAGAAGUCUCCAUGAAGAAGGGGGAUGUCCUGACCCUGCUCAAUAGUACCAACAAGGAUUGGUGGAAAGUAGAAGUGAAUGACAGACAAGGCUUUGUGCCAGCAGCCUACGUCAAGAAGUUGGAUCCCAGUCUGUCAGCAAGCCGCAGUAACUUGAUGGAUGAGUUCACCAUCUCAGUGCGACAGAACCAGAUAGAAACACAAGAAAAAAUAGAAAUGAUUGAACGAUUGGAGCCAUUGUAUGCCAACCUUCUGGACUUGGGUAACCAGCGCCGUGAGAAGCUGACCGAGUCGUGUAAGGCGUACCAGCUGGUGAGGGAGGCCGCGGAGCUCGCCUCGUGGAUCACCGAGAAGGAGAACAUGAUGGUGGGAGAGGAAGUUGGCGAGGAUCUCGAACAGGUGGAGGAAAUGCAAAAGAAGUUCGACGACUUCCAGAAGGACCUCAAGGCCAACGAGGCUCGUCUCCAGGAGUUGAACUCCAUUGCAGAUAGAUUGACAGCCAUGGGACGCACCGAAGCUGCUGAAAAGAUCAGAGAGCAAAUUGCUACCCUUAACAACAGAUGGGAGAAUCUUCAAGCAGUGACAGCAACAAGAGCUGAAUCCCUGGGCAGUGCUCAUGAAGUCCAGAGAUUCCAUAGGGAUGUUGAUGAGACUAAGGAUUGGAUUGAUGAGAAGGAUGAAGCUUUGAACAGUGACAAUUUCGGCCAUGAUCUGGCUAGUGUACAGGCUUUACAGCGUAAGCAUGAUGCCAUCGAACGCGAUCUGUCAGCUCUUGGAGAAAAGGUUCGUGACUUGGAUGAGGCAGCCAAGCGUUUGAUGCAAACUCAUCCUGAUCAAGCCGAGCAGAUUUAUGAACAUCAGCGAGACAUCAACGAGCAGUGGAACACUUUGACACAAAAGGCUGAUGCUAGAAAAGCCAAGCUCUUGGAUAGCUAUGACCUACAGAGAUUCUUAAGUGACUACAGAGACCUAACUUCCUGGAUCAACAGCAUGAUGACCCUGGUGUCGUCUGAUGAGCUGGCCAAGGACGUGACAGGGGCCGAGGCCCUUCUGGAGAGACAUCAGGCGGUUGAAAUGGGCGCUAUAGAGAGUUACUCCCCUUUACAGAUGUUUAGCUCAGAGAUUGUAAGUCACUAUGGCAUCACCCAGCUCCCAGGCGAGGAGGAGGGGCUACCCGAGGACGAGGAACACCGAACAGAGAUCGAUGCCCGCUCCGGUACAUUCCAAGCCUUUGAAGUGUUCGGACAGAACCUUCUGCAGAAUGAGCACUAUGCCAGUCCGGAUGUUAGAAACAAAUUGGAAGAGUUGGCGAAAGCCAGAGAAGAGCUAGAACAAGCCUGGAUUGCCAGGAGAAUGAAGCUGGACCAGUGCCUGGAGUUGCAGCUGUUCUACCGUGACUGUGAACAGGCCGAGAGCUGGAUGCAGUCUCGCGAAGCCUUCCUGUCAGGUGACCAAGUGGACGGAGACAAUGUAGAAUCACUGAUCAAGAAACACGAGGACUUUGAUAGAGCUAUUAGUAGUCAGCAAGAGAAGAUUCAGGCCCUGCAAUCCUUCGCUGACCUGCUGAUCAAUGGAGAGCACUAUGACAGUGAUGCCAUUCAGGACAAGCGGGAUCAGGUCCUUGACCGCUGGUCCAAGCUGAAGGAGGCCCUCAUAGACAACAGGUCCAAACUGGGGGAGGCCCAGACCCUUCAGCAGUUCUCCAGAGAUGCCGAUGAAAUGGAAAACUGGCUCCAAGAGAAGCUGCAGAUAGCUAUGGAUGAGUCCUACAAAGAUCCUACCAAUAUCCAGAGUAAACACCAGAAACACCAGGCUUUUGAGGCUGAGCUGGCAGCUAAUGCUGACCGUCUGCAGGCCCUGCUAGCCACAGGACAGACACUGAUUGAUCAGAAGCAGUGUGCUGGGUCAGAGGAUGCCGUACAGGCAAGACUGGAGAGCCUGGCCUCCCAGUGGGAGACCCUGGUGGCUAAGUCUGCCGAGAAGAGUGACAAACUGAAGGAGGCGAACCGCCAGCAGACCUACAACGCUGGGGUCAAGGACAUGGAGUUCUGGCUGGGAGAGGUUGAACAAAUGCUUUCCUCAGAGGAGUAUGGAAAGGACCUUGCUUCUGUACAAAACCUGUUGAAGAAGCACCAACUAUUAGAGGCUGAUAUUUCAGCCCAUGAGGAUAGAAUAAAAGACCUGAAUGCACAGGCUGAUCAGUUUGUGGAUGCCCAGGUCUGGGAUGCUGAGAGCAUUGAAGUGAGGAAGAGGACUAUUAAUGAGAGAUAUGACAAGAUCAAAGAGUUGGCCAUUCAGCGUCGCACAAGAUUAAAUGAAGCCAACAAGAUGCACCAGUUCCUGAGGGACAUUGAUGACGAGGAAGCAUGGAUUAAGGAGAAGAAGCUGUUAGUGGGAUCUGAUGACUAUGGUAGAGAACUGACCAGUGUCCAGAACCUGAGGAAGAAACACAAGAGGCUGGAGGCUGAACUCACCACCCACGAACCAGCCAUACAGGCUGUACAAGAGGCUGGUGCUAAGCUGAUUGAGGACUCGGACAUCAACACUGCUGAUAUCACAGACAGAUUGAAACAGUUGGCUGAUAGCUGGGAGGAACUCAAAGAAAUGACAGCCAACAGAGGACAGAAACUAGAGGAGUCCUAUGCUUACCAAGUAUUCAGCGCCAAUGUAGAGGAGGAAGAGGCAUGGAUUUCUGAGAAGCAGCACCUGCUGAGUGGUGGAGAUUACGGGGAUACCAUGGCUGCUGUACAGGGCCUGCUGAAGAAACACGAGGUGUUCGAGACCGAUUUCCACAUCCACAAGGAGAGGUGUAAUGAGAUCAAGAAAGAAGGCGAAAAACUGAUUUCUGAGGGAAAUCAUAACAAAGACAACAUUGAGCAAAGAAUCCGAGGUCUCCAGGAGAAGCUGGAGGCUCUGAAUGAGGCGGCCAAGAGAAGACAGGACGGCCUGGUGGAUAAUUCCGCCUUCCUUCAGUUCCUGUGGAAGACCGACGUAGUGGAGAGUUGGAUCGCAGACAAAGAGACUCAAGUCCGCUCUGACGAUUAUGGGCGAGAUCUUUCAUCCGUUCAAACCCUGCUUACUAAGCAGGAAACUUUCGAUGCUGGUCUCCAAGCUUUUGAAAAAGAAGGAAUCCAGACCAUCACUUCCCUGAAAGAUCAGCUGAUCCAGGCUCAACAUGCCCAGACCCCAGCUAUCCAGAAACGUUACAAUGAUGUCAUGGAGCGCUGGCAGAAACUUCUGAAUGACUCCGAGGGUAGAAAACAGCGUCUGCUGCGCCUUCAAGACAAAUACAGACAGAUUGAAGAUCUGUACUUGACUUUCGCUAAGAAGGCAUCAGCAUUUAACAGCUGGUUUGAAAACGCUGAAGAAGAUUUGACUGACACUGUCAGGUGUAACUCAGUAGAGGAGAUCAAGUAUCUGAGGGAGAACCAUGACCAGUUCAAGGCCUCGCUCAGUGCUGCCCAGGCUGAUUUCAACCAGCUGGCAGCUCUUGACAAACAGAUCCAGGGCUUCCAAGUGGGAACCAACCCUUACACCUGGUUCACCAUGGAGGCUCUCGAGGACACCUGGAAAAACCUGCAAAGAAUUAUCAAGGAGAGAGAUGUAGAACUGAGCAGAGAACAGCAGAGACAAGAGGAGAAUGAUCAGCUGAGGAAACAAUUCGCUCAGGCGGCCAAUGCCUUCCACACCUGGCUCACCGAAACAAGAAUGUGGCUAUUGGAAGGAGCUGCUAUGAUGGAAGGUUCUGGUACAUUGGAAGAUCAGCUUGAAGCCACCAAGCAAAAAGCUGCGGAAGUGAGAUCCCAGAAAGGUCAGCUUAAGAAGAUUGAGGACCUUGGAGCUGCCAUGGAGGAGAGGCUUAUUCUAGACAACAGAUACACAGAGCAUAGCACAGUUGGGCUAGCGCAGCAGUGGGAUCAGCUGGAUCAGUUAGGAAUGAGGAUGCAGCACAAUCUGGAGCAACAGAUCCAGGCCAGGAACCGUAGUGGUGUAUCCGAGGAUGCUCUCAGAGAAUUCUCCAUGAUGUUCAAGCACUUUGACAAGGACAAGUCUGGUAAGCUGGAUCAUCAAGAGUUCAAGUCCUGUCUGCGAGCCCUGGGGUACGACUUGCCAGUAGUGGAGGAGGGACAGGUGGACCCAGAGUUCCAGGCCAUCCUGGACAUGGUGGAUCCAAACAGAGAUGGACACGUUUCAUUACAAGAAUAUAUGGCCUUCAUGAUCAGCAGAGAAACAGAAAAUGUUCAGUCUAGUUCUGAUGUAGAACAAGCCUUUAGAGCCCUGACGUCUGGAGACAAACCAUAUAUCACUGCACAGGAAUUAUACGCGAAUCUUACCAAGGAGCAGGCGGACUACUGCAUAGCCAGGAUGAGACCAUAUAUAGACAAGUCAGGACGACCAGUUCCUGAUAGUUACGACUUCGUAGACUUUACUCAGUCCAUGUUUAUCAACUAAAGCAACAAAAACUUUUAAGAAUCUUUACAACCUUAAGCUUGAACAAUUGUUGGUGGCAUUAAGAUGACUUACUUUUUCUUGCUUUGGAUGUGUAGCUUUUCUGUUAUGGACCUUGAAUCUCUUCCAUAAAACUACAAACCUUUAUGCUUUACAACUUUCUUAGAUGUAAACGGAGUAGAUUUAAUAAAGAGUUUUUAAUAUUAA